Molecule: messenger RNA, 434 nt
Organism: Tuber aestivum (summer truffle)
Lineage: Eukaryota; Fungi; Ascomycota; Pezizomycetes; Pezizales; Tuberaceae
Source: the annotation of a GenBank genome assembly
GAAAGUACGCGGAAUCCGAGAUGCUGCAUCGACGCGCGCUGGAGUUGCGUGACGAGGUUCUCGGACCUGACCACCCCGAUACCCUAACAAGUGCCAACAACCUGGCUCUGGUGCUGCAACGCCAAGGAAAGUACGAGGAAUCAGAGACCAUGAAUCGCCGUGCCCUGGAAGGGCGGGAGAGAAUUCUUGGACCCGGCCAUCCAGAUACUCUAUCAAGCGUCAGCCAUCUGGCCAUGGUGCUACAUUAUCAAGAAAAGUACGGUGAAUCAGAGACCAUGGAUCGACGUGCCCUGGAGGGUCGCGAAAAGAUUCUUGGGGCAGAACACCCAGACACUUUGAUAAGUGUAGGAAACCUAGCUCUAACACUGCACAGACAAGGAAAGUAUGAUGAAUCAGAGAGGAUGGAUAGACGUGCACUUGAGGGACGCGAGAAG